AUGAAAUGUAAGAGAGAGCAUGAGCAUCACGCAGCUGACGAAUGGGUAAUGGCCAAGCCAAGCCCCUUUCUUAGCCCGAAUAUGGAGGAAAAUAAUGAUCAAGAGGACCGAGUUUGGAUAACAUCCAAGAGAAGAGGUCCAAAACCAUUGUCGAUUGACAGAAGCUCAGAAGCUAGACGAAGCCCUCAAGCCCGUGGAAACCUCUCCAACUUCCCCGACAACCUUCUCUGGUCCGAUCACGCGUUAGAAGCAAUAUAUUUGGUCACAAAUCACAUUUAG
This is a messenger RNA of Pieris macdunnoughi, 279 nucleotides long. The record is from the annotation of a GenBank genome assembly. Lineage: Eukaryota; Metazoa; Arthropoda; Insecta; Lepidoptera; Pieridae.